This is a messenger RNA of Musa acuminata subsp. malaccensis (wild Malaysian banana), 496 nucleotides long. RefSeq names its product arabinogalactan protein 20. NCBI's taxonomy places the organism in Eukaryota, Viridiplantae, Streptophyta, Magnoliopsida, Zingiberales, Musaceae. The record is from RefSeq and is a predicted model, not a curated record.
UCCUACCGGGGAAGCGAUUCGACUCAUCUCGUGUCCGCCGGAUCUCUCUCCUCCUCGUCUCUGAUCCACCCAGAGAGAGAGAGAGAGAGAGAGAGAUCGGGGCUGUUACUCGCUUUUUAUUGAUCAUUCACGAAGCAGAGGGAGAUCGCGGCGGAGAUGGCGGCGAUCCCUAGAACUUUGGUGGCCAUUAUGGUUCUCGCCUUCGCGAUCGUUCUCCCGGCCGUCCAGGCGCAGGCUCCCGCCCCCUCGCCUACCAGCGACGGGACAUCGAUUGACCAGGGGAUUGCUUAUUUGCUAAUGCUGGUGGCCCUGGUCCUGACCUACCUCAUCCACCCCUCGGAUGCCUUCUCCCCCCACGAGCUCUUCUAAGCCUUUGGGUAGCUCUUUCAUGUUUGUGAGGGAGGGAGGGAGGAGUUGUUUUGUUGGUUGUAUUUAAGAUUUGGACUCUUUCAACAGAAUUAUCUUGUUAAUUUAUCCUAAAUAUUCUUGUUUCUCA